Molecule: messenger RNA, 300 nt
Organism: Cuscuta europaea
Lineage: Eukaryota; Viridiplantae; Streptophyta; Magnoliopsida; Solanales; Convolvulaceae
Source: the annotation of a GenBank genome assembly
GUUGUUCGCAAAUUUUCUUCAAUCACAGGAUCAUGCUAACAUUGACCAGAUUAUUGCAAACGAGUUUUCCUCUUGGUUCACUGCAUAUGUGAUGAAUCCUUACAAUGGAGUUUCUGAUUCGUUCAUAAAAGCUUUGGCGAAUGGAAUAUCCUCACGUGCAAAAGCAUGGUGUGCAUAUGUAGUCGGUGGAUAUACUUUUCACACUACAAGUUACGGAAUUGGAAAGAAAACAUUCAAUAGUGGGAUAUGUGUGCGCUCCUCCAACUAUAACAACGCAACCACUGAUUGGAUUGGUACUUU